Molecule: messenger RNA, 1103 nt
Organism: Coregonus sp. 'balchen'
Lineage: Eukaryota; Metazoa; Chordata; Actinopteri; Salmoniformes; Salmonidae
Source: the annotation of a GenBank genome assembly
AUGGCACAGCACGCCCACAAGGAAAGGUGCAACAUAAAGAUUGUAUUUGUGGCCUUUAUUUUCUUAUUUUCUAUCUCAUUAUGCCCGUUUAUGCAAAGCCAACUCCUACAAAUGUUUUGGCUUCAUCUUCAGCUGGAGCACAGUACUUUGAUCUACCCUGUUCAGAACAACCCAGAUGUUACAACCCUGAAACCAACCAAUUUUUUUAACACAUUUUUUGGGACAAUUUGAGAGUUUACUGGUGAACGAUGAGACAGGAAUCGCAAAGUUAGCCUAGACGUAGCGUUAACAGAGUGAAGUCAGAGAGGCAAAUGCCUGAGCUUGAGUUGUGGCAACAUUCAAAGUUUUUAUCUGAUUUCCCACAGAUGGUAGACCAGGUAAUGUGGACCAGUUGACUGACUAAAGGAUAUCCUGGACCCUACACAAAUGCUAAAGACCCCCAGGGGCUUGUGAAGGCCCUAAUUUAUGUUCUACAGACUUUCAAGACUUUCAAGAAGCAAACAACAUCACAUGGUGAAUUGCCCUUUAUUCCUUUCCUACUAUUUGCCCAUUUCAAUUAACAUUUAAAUGAAAACUAUGUGUAAAUAUGUGAACGUGUGAAUUUCACAUUUGUGAAUUGUGAAAUCCAUUGUGAAAGGUUUUAUAUUUUGUUCUGAUGCAGGUGAUGAUGACAUCUUCAAACUGUGGGGAAAAGCUCAGAGUUUCAAUGAAAUCAAUCCCAGAGUCAACAUAUUGACAGACCCCACUUACUCCGAGCCACUUGUGAAAGUUAACUUGAUUUUGGGCCUCCUUUUCUAGGGCUUUAUCGUGAUAGGUAGGUACAUAACAUUUGACUGUCUUUUUACUGUAUGGAAAUGUAUUGUUCUGCUUCAUCAGUUGAUAUUGAUGUCAAUAUAAUAUAGAAUGUUCUGCUCUGUAUGUUAACAUGAGCAACAGCUGGGGUAUGUUGCAGCUACAAUGUUAUCAUGUUUGGUCUGUGCAUUGUCUGGCACUGAAGUCUGUAUUUUACACCAGUGUUUAUCUAUGACUUUGUUCGAGUCUCCAAGGAGGCCAGAAGGAGAUCUGAUGCUCUAGCUGAAGAGAAAACAACAACCCCCUGUUGA